Messenger RNA from Xiphias gladius (swordfish), 4488 nucleotides. RefSeq names its product cystathionine beta-synthase b (gene cbsb). The record is from RefSeq and is a predicted model, not a curated record. Gene Ontology annotation, molecular function: cysteine synthase activity; cystathionine beta-synthase activity. Gene Ontology annotation, cellular component: cytoplasm. NCBI's taxonomy places the organism in Eukaryota, Metazoa, Chordata, Actinopteri, Istiophoriformes, Xiphiidae. Bases 157 to 1929 code for a protein of 590 amino acids. The transcript has 15 exons.
GCACGACUCCCGCACCGACGCUGGGAGCACUUCGCUCACAGUGCCGUUUGGCUAACGGCGAUCCGGAUCCGGCGCCUUCUCCGCAUCGCUCGGGCCACGCAGACGGUGACAUCGCUCUGUUGUGAUGCUACGUGAGGUGGCAGUUUUAUGUGAGCCAUGCCUUCUAUUUCUGGAAGUAAAUGUUUGGAAGAUGUACCCCCUCUUUGCCCACAUGCAGCUAACCUGAUAAAUGCAGAUAUCACUAGGGGUCAGAAGUCUUCCAGUGUGGAUGGGGAUGCCAUAACUGUGGCCAGUGGUGACAGGUUAUCUGCAAAUGCACAACAGGACUGCCUCAAGGUUCAGGCUGAAUCAUACCAUGAAAGUGAGUCGGAGAACAGAAAAAUGUCUGCCGAUCAAAGGAGCUGGAUCCGCCCUGAUUUGCCCAGCAGAUGUACCUGGAGUCUGGGUGCGCCACUUUCAGAGUCACCUCAUAGUCACCAAAAACGCACCAAGGCCCCCAGCAUCCUUCCCAACAUCCUUGGAAAAAUUGGACACACACCUCUGGUUCGUUUGAACAAAAUCCCAAAGGAGUUUGGACUCAAGUGUGACAUUUUGGCCAAGUGUGAGUUCUUCAACGCAGGAGGCAGCGUGAAAGACAGGAUCGCCCUGCGCAUGGUGGAGGAUGCUGAGAUAGCUGGGAUCCUCAAACCGGGAGACACGAUCAUCGAGCCCACCUCCGGAAACACAGGCAUUGGCCUCGCCCUCACAGCUGCAGUGAAAGGCUACCGCUGCAUUAUCACCAUGCCUGAGAAGAUGAGCAUGGAAAAGGUGGAUGUGUUGCGAGCUCUCGGGGCAGAAAUAGUGCGUACACCUACAUCUGCAGCUUUUGAUUCACCAGAAUCUCAUAUAGGUGCCGCUCGACGGCUAAAGAAUGAGAUCCCUAACUCGCACAUCCUUGACCAGUAUCGAAAUGCCAGCAACCCCCUGGCUCACUACGAUACCACAGCCCUGGAGAUACUGGAGCAGUGCGAUGGUAAACUGGACAUGUUGGUGGCUGGAGCUGGCACAGGUGGUACACUCACAGGUGUUGCUCGAAAGUUGAAGGAGAGGUGUCCCAAUGUCAAGAUAGUUGGCGUGGACCCCGAGGGCUCCAUUCUGGUUGAAUCAAAAGAGAAGAAUGAAAAAAAGGUUUCAUUUGAAGUGGAGGGCAUUGGAUACGACUUUAUCCCUACAGUGUUGGACAGAUCUAUUGUUGACAUGUGGUAUAAAUCAAAUGAUAUGGAGACGUUCACCAUGUCACGCAAGCUGAUCAGAGAUGAAGGUCUUCUGUGCGGCGGCAGCUCUGGCGCAGCCAUUGCAGCAGCAGUGAAGAUGGCUCAGCAGCUUGACGAGGGACAACGCUGCGUGGUCAUUCUGGCUGACUCCGUCCGCAACUACAUGUCAAAGUUCCUGAGUGAUGAGUGGAUGUGUGAGAAGGGCUUCCUCAGCCUGGAGGCGCCGAUGGACCUCGAGCCCUGGUGGUGGAACCUGACUGUCCAGUGCUUACACCUGUCUGCCCCCCUCACUGUCUUACCAUCUGUGUCCUGCCAGAAAAGUAUUGAGAUCCUGAAGGACCAAGCGUUGGAUCAGGCCCCAGUCGUCGAUGAGUCGGGUGUGAUCCUGGGGAUGGUGACUCUGCGAACCAUUCUGUCCUCUGUGUCGGCUGGGCAGGUCGGACCCUCAGACACUGUCGGCAAGGUGCUCUGCAAGAAUUUCAAACAGGUGCACCUGACUGACAGCUUGGGGAAGUUGUCCCAUAUACUCAAAACAGACAACUUUGCCUUGGUGGUGUAUGAUCACACACAGUAUGAGGCUGAUGGGUCAGCUUGCCAGAGGCAGAUGGUGUUUGGCGUUGUGACAGCGACCGACGUCCUCAGCUACAUCACCACACAUGAGAGGGAGGAUUGCUGAUACUCGCUAUCAGACAACAUGUCUCUGUGACCGUUUCCUGUACAAGACGUGGAUGAUGCCGCCUGCUUACCAAGAGGCAGCACAUGAUUACCUGCGGUUUAGUCUAAAUCAUGUUUAUUUCAGUGUUUUGGGGGCUAUGUUUUUUUUAUUUUUUUUUAUUUCCUUAGAGGUGAUUCCUUGACUUUGAUUCCACAUAAGCAAUAGUCCUUACGUAGUAUUAAUAAAUCGGGUUCUUAAAUCAGUUGUAAAGGAUAAGGCUGAGAGUCUAUAUUUUUGCUUUCUAUUGUUCCCAUUGCCAACAGAUCCUAUGAAAGGAGCAAAACAACAAAACCACAUCACACUGUUGCACUGGGUGACAUGUUCUUUCAUUAUGAUUAACAUGAGCACUGUCGUUAAUUCAUAUUUCAGUUCCAUACACACUGCAAUGCUGUUGCAUAUACCCACUGGUGCACCAAAUUUGCAUUCAUCCGCAGGCUAAAAACUACAGUGGCCACCUUUUGUUAUAGGACAUUAGUCUGUUUUAAAAAUUAAACUAUAAAUCGGGGAUCGGUUUUUAAAGAUUUACGUCUUCAGUGAGAACUCAUGGACUUGGGUCACAUGUACAGGGGAGGGAUGUCAGAAAGCAAGCACACACUCUUGGUUUCGGUUUUUAAUGGGAUGUGUAGACAUUAAGGAACGUGUAGAAAAAGGCCAGCCUUAUCCUUUCAGUUGUUAUUCUGUCCAGCGUUGAUUGUCAUUUUAUUAUCAUGAUUUUUUUAUGACUUUAAUCAUUAAAAAUGCUUUUUAAAUGAAAUGUUUUUUCCUUCUAUUUACCCUGCAGCUCUACUUGCUGUAGGAGUGGCAAACUGAAGGAAGAGUUUGAGAAAACCAAUCUUAACUCAAGGGUAACUCACUAGCUUUUUCCAAAUGGUUUAUACUGUAGCGUUUGAAUGUGGACGGCCUCCCCAAUCUUUCUUCCACCAUCCACUGAAUCCUGAUAGAUGACUUCCCGUAUCACCAAAAUUCCCUGCUUUAUUAAUAUGAUGAUAACUGAACCAUCUUCAUGACAAAAGAGCAAACUUGAUCUGCUGAAGAAGACUGCGAGAUGUGGUUGAAGGGACUGGAAAAAAAGCUUUAAAUAGACCUUUAAUUCAGACUUUUUAUUUUAUUUUAUUUUUGGUUAAACUAAAGUUUUAAAGAUUAAGAAUGAGAUGUAUUCCUAUAGGAAUGAAGAUGUAAUUAAAUAUUUACAGUACUUUGCCUGAAAAAAAUCACCUCGUUUUAAAUCAAACAGUCAAGUCUAUUGAUAUUGUAAUUGGGGUUAAGUGUUGUGCCCUUCUGAUUUAGGCUUGUCCUGGUGUUCUCUACAUUUUUAGAGGGCUACCUGGAAACCUAUUGAUACAUAUUUUUAAGGUUGUAGUCAAGCUUGUUGCUUUUCUGAAGCUCAGUACGGACAGGUGGAUGAGUGACUCCACCUAGUGGCUGAGAAACUCAAACCAGGUAAGGUAAUCUCUUUCACACGUUGAUAUGAGACAACCUCACAAAAGUUUUUUUGCAGAAAAAAUUUAGAUCAAAGUUUUAGAACAACUCCUUUCCUGUUUUAUUGAAGCGUACAUAGUUUAAUGCAUCAGUGCACUCCGAAAUUAAAGCACUGAACAAAUUGGAGAUUUAAAAAAAUGAAUCUUUUUGUUUAACAAGAUUGAAUCCAAAUUCAACGUAUUAAACAGCUGAACACACUUGUGGUGUUCUUUCUAAAAUGGAAAUCAAAUAUUGUUUGGAGAAUUUUUCCCACAAGUUCCCACAAAUGUGUUGCACUUUGCUUUCACCCUUCUACCUAGUUCAUCCCAAACCCACACAAUGGAGUUUAAGUCUGGAAACUGUGCUGGUCUUCCAUCAUUUGAAGCCUCCCGUCUUGCUCUUUUCUUCUAAGGUAGUUCUGACAUGGCCUGGAGAUGGAGUGGCCUCAGAAAAUAUUCAGACCCCUUCACUAUUUGCACUUUAAUGUGUUGUAGAUUUAAUUUUAAAUGGAUAAAAUUGCCAAAUGUAUUAACAAUGAAAAACAUAAUAUCUCAUUUACAAAAGUAUUCAGACCCUUAGUUCAGUAUUUUGUAGAAGGCCCUAUGGCAGCAAUUACAGCUUAGAGUCUUCAUGGGUUAGUGUCGUCAAGCUUUGCACACCUGGAUUUAGACAUUUUAUCCCAGUCUUCCUGGCAGAUCCUCUCAAGCUCUGUCAGAUUGGACGGGAAGUGUCUCUGAACUGACAUCCUAAAGUCACUCCUCAGAUGUUCUAUGGGGUUUAAUCUGGGCUUUGGCUGGGUCACUCAAAGACAGUCACAGACUUGUCCCAAAGCCACUCCAGCGUUGUCUUGGCUGUCUGGUUUGGGUCAUUGUCAUGCUGAAGGGCUAACCGUCGCCCCAGUCUCGGGUCACGUGUACUCUGGAGCAGGUUUUCUUCAAAGAUCUCUUUGUAUUUGGCUGCAUUCAUCCUUACCUGUCCUGACAAGUCUCCCUUUACGUGCCAAUGAGAAGCCCCCCCAUAGCGUGAAGCUCCCACCACCAUGCUUCACCGUAGGGAUGCUAU